Erinaceus europaeus (western European hedgehog) is the source of this 13435-nucleotide messenger RNA. It is a transcript of the gene BDP1, whose product is annotated as B double prime 1, subunit of RNA polymerase III transcription initiation factor IIIB. The transcript has 39 exons. Lineage: Eukaryota; Metazoa; Chordata; Mammalia; Eulipotyphla; Erinaceidae. Gene Ontology annotation, cellular component: transcription factor TFIIIB complex. Gene Ontology annotation, molecular function: TFIIIC-class transcription factor complex binding. Gene Ontology annotation, biological process: RNA polymerase III preinitiation complex assembly. Bases 228 to 10688 code for a protein of 3486 amino acids. The record is from RefSeq and is a predicted model, not a curated record.
CUAGGUGUAGGGAAAACUUAGCUAUUAGUGUGGCAGGGUCAUGAAGAAGAGGCGGCGGCGGGAAGACGGAGGUGGAGGUGGAGGCGUGAAACUGCGGUAGCUGUUGGCUGGGCUGGUGGUGUGCUUUGUAGACGGGUGCCGUUCCUACAUCCUUUCUUGGGGCAGCGGCCGGGGCUCGGGGCUGAGAGCGGCUGUGCGGCCGCCUCCCCGGGCCCCCUCGCUCCGCCAUGUUCCGCAGGGCACGCCUUAGCGUGAAGCCGAAUGUCAGGCCUGGUGUGGGCGCCAGGGGCUCCACCGCCCUCAAUCCCCAGCGAGGACAUGAGACUCCUAGGCCGCCGGAGCCAGAGCCUGCAGCACCCUCUACCCCAAAGCCCGCAGAGUCCACAGACGUGACCCUGGUGGAUUUCAAGGGAGCGGAGCCCCAAGAAAAGGCUCCAAGGAGUAGUGAUGAGAAGACUGAUGGUGAGAAUGAUGUUCAAGAAUCCAGUAAAUCUUCCUCUACUGCUUCACAGAGAAGAAAGGGAUUAUCAAGUACUUCUAGUCCAGUUAAGCCUAAUGACAAUGUUCCUUUAGAGCCUUGUCCCUUACUUACAGCUAAUCAAGAAACCCAACAGCCAAAUCCUGUUCCAACAAAAGAGAAACAGCCAUGCUCAGAUAGAUACCGAAUAUAUAAAGCCCAGAAACUGAGAGAAAUGUUAAGAGAAGAAUUGAGAAAAGAGAAGAAACAAUGGAAACAGAAAUUUGCCAUAAAUGAAAGCCAGAGGCUACCAGAUCGUUCGAAAAUGACCAUGAGAGACUUCAUAUAUUACCUACCAGAUAGCAAUCCAAUGGCUUCUUCACUGGAGCAAGAGAAGAAGAUUGAAAAACCGUUGACAGCAGUCCACCCAAGAGAGCAAGAAGGAAAGAAUACUCCUAAUGCUGAAGAUCAUGAAGAAAUAGAAGAGCCAGAUGAUGGGCCAUUGCUGGUUCCUCGAGUAAAAGUGGCUGAAGAUGGCUCUAUUAUUUUGGAUGAAGAAAGUUUAACUGUAGAAGUUUUAAGGACAAAAGGCCCCUGUGUUGUUGAGGAAAAUGACCCCAUAUUUGAGCGUGGUUCUACAACUACAUAUUCCAGUUUUAGAAAAAACUAUUAUUCUAAACCGUGGUCAAAUAAAGAAACAGAUAUGUUCUUUUUAGCCAUCAGCAUGGUGGGAACUGACUUUUCUAUGAUUGGACAGCUUUUUCCUCAUAGAGAAAGGAUAGAAAUUAAGAAUAAAUUUAAACGAGAAGAGAAAACAAAUGGAUGGCGAAUAGACAAAGCAUUUCAGGAAAAGCGCCCUUUUGACUUCGACUUUUUUGCUCAUUUGCUUCAAAAAGUUCUUGCUGAAGAAGAGAAAAGAAAACAAAAAUCUGUUAAAAGCCAAAAUUUACAGGAGAAAAAACCUUCUAAACCACGGAAAAAUGUAAAAGCUAAGAAAGUUGCCACUGAAGCAGUCAAUGAUGACUCAGAUGAGUCUGUGAGCAGUAAAAUCCCAGACAUGAGCCAGUCUCAGAAGGAUGCACAGUCUGUUGAAGAACACUCUCCGACUUUAUCAGAGCAAGAUUCAGAACAGAUUGCAUCAGAGCCAAACUUAAACCAAAACAAAAGGAGAAAGAAGAAUCAGAAUGAAGUUGGUGAACUGGAAGUUAGAAAUCAUUCAGAAAGUGCCACUGUUCAGCCAGAUCCUUCCCAAGGAGAAAUGCAGAAAAAUAAUUGUGAAUCUUUAAGACCUGAGGUAAAUGAGGUUGAAGAUAAUAAGCAGAAGGAACUUCCUUGCAUUCAGGACACAGAUGACAUUGUGGAUUUAUUCCCAAGUGAGAAAACUGAGAAAAGAACUGACCGUAUACUUUCAGCAAGCAGUCAUCAAGAUGUCCUAUCAGUAGGUGAUGAAACUUUGGAGUCAAGCCCUUCAGAUCUACUUUCAUCAGAAGUUGAAAUCACAACAUUGUGUGAGGUGACCAAUGCUAAGAGUAUUUCUAACAAAGAAAGUAAUGUAGACAUGAACAUCAAAAUCCUGGAAACUAAUCAAAUAGAAAAUGUUAAACCAGCACUGAGAGGACGACGUCAGAGACUUAAGCCCAAUUUAUCAAGGGCAGGUGGGAAGAAAUUAGUUCUUACACAAGAUCAAGCAGAUGCAGAGAGCAAGAGUUUACAUCCAGAAACUGCGCUUGAAAAGGAUAGCAUGGAAAAAGAUAAGAUGAAUACUAAUAUUUCUGGGAUGGAGAAUACAGAAGGAGAGAACCCAGAUGCUGAGACUGUAUCUAAUUCGAGUGAAAGGAUUUGUCUGCCUCAAGAUGAGCAGCCAAAGACUUUCAAUCCUGCACGGCAGAGGAGGGGCCGACUGUUAAGGCCAGAGCCAAAUGUGGGUAAAGCUGUUGAACAAAAAGAAACUCGGGCAUCGCAGGGAAAAAAAGGGACAAAUGUAGAAAAUAAUGAAAAUGAAUCAUGUGUCAGUAGAGAUUCUCCUGAACAAAUAGAAUAUGAGCCAUGUAAAAUUUUUGACUGUCAAGACAUCACAUCACAACCUGAGAAAAAUGAUACGUUCCAGAAUAUGCCAACAGACGAGCCAGAGGCUCUUAAUGAAUGUCCAAAAAAGACCCGAUUUCGGAAACCAAAGCCAAAUUUAGGAAGAGGAACUGGAAGAAGAAAAGUAUUCUCUAAGGAAGAGCUACCAGUGGAGACUCUUCCCUCUGAGAAAAUGACAGGAACUUCAAGACAGGAAACCUUACUAAAAGAGCAGUUAUCAGUGGAGGCUGAUACUGCUGAAGAUAUGGAGUUAGAUUUAAAAGAAAGUGGAAGCUGUGGCAUCAUUCCCGUGGAGGAGACCCCAGAAAUGAUUUAUACCACUGUGCUAAUGGAGACAGAUUUGAAAGAAAGCAGAAGGGAACGUUGCCCAGUGGAGAAGAUAACUGAUGUGUCUGAGGCCAUUGAGGAAAGAGAGGCAAAAUUGAAAGAAACUGGAAAGAAAGAAGUACCCCCACAGGAAAAUUCCCCAGAGAGAGCCAACAUUUUAGGUGUAGCAGAGACAAGUUUGAAAGAAACAGAAAAAGAAAUUUCUCCAAGGGAAAAGGGGCCAGUAGAGACCAGUGCAAUAGGGGAAAGGAAGAGUCUUUAUAAUGAGACAGGAAAGAGAGAGACUUCCUUAAUGGAGGAAUUAUCAGAAAAGGUGACUGACACUGAGAAAAUAGAGGCAGAUUUGGCAGAAACUUUCCCAAGGGAAAAUGUACUGGUGGGAAUUGAUUCCACAAGAGAAAAAGAGAUUAAGUUGAAUGAAACUGCAAUUAGAGACACUUCUCUGAUGGAGAAACCAUCAGAAAUGGUGACUGACAUUGUGGAAACAGAGGCGGAUUUGAAAGGAACUUCUCCAAGGGGAGAGCUACUAGUGGGAAUCAGUGCCUUUCGAGAAAAGGAGAUUACAUUGAAUGAGGCUUCUGUAAGAGAUACUUCUCAGUUGGAGAAGGCAUCAGAAAUGGUGACUGAUAUCAGGGAAGCAGAGGCAGAUUUGAAAGAAACUUCCCCAAGAGAAGAGCUACCGGAGGGGGUCAGUGCUGUUGGAGAAAAGAUUACUUUUCAUGAAUCUGCAACAAGAGAAACUUCUCUAUUGGAGAAGACAUUAGAAAUGUUGACGAACAUUGAGGAAACAGAGGCAAAUUUGAAAGGAUCUCCCCAAAUGGAAGAACUACCAGAGGAGGUCAGUGUUGUUGGAGAAAAGAUUACUUUGAAUGAAUCUGCAAUAAGAGACACUUCUCUGAUGGAGAAAGCAGUAGAAAUAGUGAUUAACAUUGAGAAAACAGAGGCAGAUUUGAAACUAAAUCCCCCAAGGGAAGAGCUACUAGAGGGGAUUAGUGCCUUUGGAGAUAAAGAGAUUACUUUGAAUGAAUCUGCAUCAAGAGACAAUUCUUUUUUGGAGAAGACAUCAGAAAUGGUGACUGACAUAGAGAAAAUAGAGGCAGAUUUGAAAGAAACUUCUCCAAGGAAAGAGUUGCCAGUGGGCCUCAGUGUCUUUGGAAAAAAGGAGACUGCUUUGAAUGAAGCUGCAACAAGAGACACUUCUCUUUUGGAGAAGACAUCAGAAGUAGUGAUGGAUACUGAGGUUUCAGAGACAGAUUUGAAAGAAACUUCUCCAAGGAAAGAGUUGUUAGUGGGGGUUACUGCCUUAGGAGAAAAGGAGACUAUUAUGAAUGAAGUUGCAACAAGAGACACUUCUCUUUUGGAGAAGACAUCAGUAGUAGUGAUGGAUACUGAGGUAACAGAGACAGAUUUGAAUGGGACUUCUCCAAGGAAAGAGUUCCCAGUGGCGAUUAGUGCCUUAGGAGAAAAGGAGACUACUUUGAAUGAAGUUGCAACAAGAGACACUUCUCUUUUGGAGAAGACACCAGAAGUAGUGAUGGAUACUGAGGUAACAGAGGCUGAUUUGAAAGAAACUUCUCCAAGGAAAGAGUUGCCAGUGGGGAUUAGUGCCUUAGAAGAAAAGGAGACUACUUUGAAUGAAGCUAUAAAAAGGGACACUUCUCUUUGGGAGAAGACAUCAGAAGUAGUGAUGGAUACUGAGGUGACUGAGGUAGAUUUGAAAGAAACUUUUCCAAGGAAAGAGUUGCCAGUGGGCCUCAGUGUCUUUGGAGAAAAGGAGACUACUUUGAAUGAAGUUGCAACAGGAGACACUACUCUUUUGGAGAAGACAUCAGAAGUAGUGAUGGAUACUGAGGUUUCAGAGACAGAUUUGAAAGAAACUCCAAGGAAAGAGUUGUUGGUGGGGGUUACUGCCUUAGGAGAAAAGGAGACUAUUUUGAAUGAAGCUGCAACAAGAGACACUUCUCUUUUGGAGAAGACAUCAGAAGUAGUGAUGGAUACUGAGGUAACAGAGACAGAUUUGAAAGAAACCUUUCCAAGGAAAGAGUUGCCAGUGGGCCUCAGUGUCUUUGGAGAAGAGGAGACUACUUUGAGUGAAGCUGCAACAAGAGACACUUCUCUUUGGGAGAAGACAUCAGAAGUAGUGAUGGAUACUGAGGUAGCAGAGACAGAUUUGAAAGAAACCUUUCCAAGGAAAGAGUUGCCAGUGGGCCUCAGUGUCUUUGGAGAAGAGGAGACUACUUUGAGUGAAGCUCCAACAAGAGACACUUCUCUUUUGGAGAAGACAUCAGAAGUAGUGAUGGAUACUGAGGUAGCAGAGACAGAUUUGAAAGAAACUUUUCCAAGGAAAGAGUUGCUAGUGGGGGUUAGUGUCUUUGGAGAAAAGGAGACUACAUUGAAUGAAGCAUCAACAAGGGACACCUCUCUUUUGCAGAAGACAUCAGAAGUGGUGAUGGAUACUGAGGUAACAGAGACAGAUUUGAAAGAAACUUCUCCAAGGAAAGAGUUGUUAGUGGGGGUUAGUGUCUUUGGAGAAAAAGAGACUACUUUGAAUGAAGUUGCAACAAGAGACACUUCUCUUUGGGAGAAGACACCAAAAGUAGUGAUGGAUACUGUGGUAAUAAAGACGGAUUUGAAAGAAACUUCUCCAAGGAAAGAGGUGCCAGUGGGAAUUAGUGCCUUAGAAGAAAAGGAGACUACUUUGAAUGAAGCUGUAAAAAGGGACACUUCUCUUUGGGAGAAGUCAUCAGAAGUAGUGAUGGAUACUGAGGUGACUGAGGUGGAUUUGAAAGAAACUUUUCCAAGGAAAGAGUUGCCAGUGGGCCUCAGUGUCUUUGGAGAAAAGGAGACUACUUUGAAUGAAGUUGCAACAAGAGACACUACUCUUUUGGAGAAGACAUCAGAAGUAGUGAUGGAUACUGAGGUUUCAGAGACAGAUUUGAAAGAAACUUCUCCAAGGAAAGAGUUGUUAGUGGGGGCUACUGCCUUAGGAGAAAAGGAGACUAUUAUGAAUGAAGUUGCAACAAGAGACACUUCUCUUUUGGAGAAGACAUCAGAAUUAGUGAUGGAUACUGUGGUCAUAAAGACAGAUUUGAAAGAAACUUCUCCAAAGAAAGAGUUGUUAGUGGGGGUUACUGCCUUGGGAGAAAAGGAAACUAUUUUGAAUGAAGUUGCAACAAGAGACACUUCUCUUUUGGAAAAGACAUCAGAAGUAGUGAUAGAUACUGAGGUAACAGAGACAGAUUUGAAAGAAACUUCUCCGAUGAAAGGGUUUCCAGUGGGUAUGAGUGUCUUUGGAGAAGAGACUACUUUGGAUGAAACUGCAACAAGAGACACUUCUGUUUUGGAGAAGACAUCAGAAGUGGUGAUGGAUACUGAGGUAACAGAGACAGAUAUGAAAGGAACUUCUCCAAGGAAAGAAUUGCUAGUGGACCUCAGUGUCUUUGGAGAAGAGGAGAAUGAAGUUGCAACAAGAAAUACUUCUCUUUUGGAGAAGAUAUCAGAAGUGGUUAUGGAUACUGAGGUAACAGAGACAGAUUUGAAAGAAACUUCUCCAAGGAAAGAGUUGUUAGUGGGGGUUAGUGCCUUUGGAGAAGAGGAGACUACUUUGAAUGAAGCUGCCACAAGACACACUUCUCUUUUGGAGAAGAUAUCAGAAGUGGUGACUGGCAUAGAGGAAACAGAGACAGAUUUGAAAGAAACUUCUCCAAGGAAAGAGUUGUUAGUGAGGGUUAGUGCCUUUGGAGAUAAGGAGAUUACAUUGAAUGAAUCUGCUAAAAGAGACAUUUCUCUUUUGGAAAAGGCAUCAGAAAUGGUGACUGACAUUGAGGAAACCGAGGCAGAUUUGAAAGAAUGUUCUCUAAGAGAAGAGCUAGGAGAGGGCAUCAGUGCCAUUGGAGACAAGAUUACUUUUAAUGAAACUGCCACAAGAGACACUUCUCUGAUGGAGAAGACGUUGGAAAUGGUGACUGACUUUGAGGAAACCAUGGCAGGUCUGAAAGAAACUGUAGGAAACAUUUCCUUGAUAAAAGAUACAUUAGAAGAGAUCCGAGCUGAUGAAGAAAUGAUGCAAGAUAUGAAACAAACUGGAAACAUAAACAUUUCUCUAAGGGAAAAUGAGCCUGAGGAGACUGGCACCUCAAGACAAACCGAGACAGAUUUGAUGCACAGUAGUUGUGGUGACUGCAACACUGUUUCUCCUCCAGAUGUCAAAAAUGUUAGUGGUGAAGUACUGCCCAUAGUACAAAAAUCUAUAGAAGAAAAAAAUUCUGAAAAGGAAGUUUCAAGUCCACUACAGACUUUUGAACAUGAUGAAAUGGAAGACCAAGGGAGGCAGUUUCCAGAUAUUUCAAAUACUAGUUUAAGCAAAUCUCUUCCUCAAGAACAGAAGCCGUUUGAAGUUAAACCAACUCCUUUUAUGAGAAGUCGAUUCAAAAGACCAAAACCAAACUUGACAAGAGCGACUUUAAAAAGACCGACUGUAGAACCAAAAAAAUAUGUAAUUGGGAAGAAAUUGGAAAUUGAUGAAACAGAGACUAUUGUGACACAACAGAACAAUGAACAGAUGAAUACUCUCCCUUCUCAACCUGAUGUGACUUCAGUAAUGACAUCAAAGGAAAAAGAUAAUUCAGGUCAGAAGCAGGAGGAGGCUGUGACACUACCAUAUAUACAGACUGAAAAGGACCUUGAAGAGGAGGCUCAAUCUACACAAGCUCAGGAAAAGGCUUAUAGCAUAAACACUUCCCCACAAGAAAUGAAGGGAAAUAUUAUCCCAACUGCUCUACCUAGAAGGGGCCAACUUCAGAGACCCAGGCCAAAUAUAAGAAAGAUUGGGCAGAGGCAAAUAGUAGAACAAGUUGAAGCUAAAGUCACAAUUGAAGAAGAAAGAAACCUAGAAAAGGAAGAAACUGAAAAGGAAUCCCUGACUAUGGCAAAUUCUCAAAUUGGAAAUGACAUUGAAGUGGUAUCAUCCAAAAUUUCAGAAUGCAGUGUGAAUGAUGUUUUAGAUGAAAAGAUAAGACAAGAACAUAAAACACAUACUCUGAGGCCACCACAGUUGAUAAGAAGACAGUUCCAAAAAGCUAAGCCAAAUCUGGGAAGAGCACGUGUCAGUAAAAAAGAGAAUCCAUGCCUAGAAAAAAACAGGGCCUAUCAGAGCGAGACAAAGAAGCCAGAAGAUAAUGUGCAACAGCAGGGAGACUGUGACUCUCAGCUCCUUCAAAAAGAAAAGACUGAGUUUCUGACAUCUCUGGAGGUUUCAGCAAGAGCUCAUGUAGGUUCCAAAGAGGAUGCUUUGGCCAAAAGAGUCACUCCAUCAGAAGGUGAACCACUAGGAAGUGAUGUAGAGAAAACUGUCGGAGACAGUUCUACUUCUUCAGUUGCUGAAGAGCAGUAUCUCAGUAAGCUAAAAAGCUGUCCACAACUGUUAAAAGAACCAAAUUAUUCUAAAAUCAAUCUGGAUCAGAGAACAACUAUCUCUUCUGCAUCUGAAUCUAAGAUAGUCCAUAGUGAGAGGAGAACACAUCGAAAGAUCAAACCAAAUGCUACCAGAGGACGAGGAUCAAAACGAGCUCGGAGUAAGACCUCUAAGAAGGAAACUAGGCCUUCAAAGCCCAUGCUAGUGACACUUCGGGCUUCCCAGGAAGAAGAUGAAGAUGAGGAUGAGGAUUAUGAACCUGACUAUGAAGACGAAAUCUAUCAUCUUGCUCCAGAAGAAGUAAACAAAGCCCCAGUGUUUGUACCGGUUGGUCUCAGAUCUCCUGAACCUGUUCCUGUUCGUAUCCAGGAAACUAUGGAAGAGCUUGAAAUAACCGUGAAUGCUCCAGAUGUAGAAUGCAUAGCUAUUGUUGAACCUCAGUUUUCAAAUACAGAUGUGACUACUCAGGAAAUGAAACCAGAAGCAGAUUUAAAUGCACUACAAGUUGAAUUGACUCCAGUUGAACAUACCCAAGACGAAACAGGUACCAAUGAUGGAAGCACUGAAGCUGCCAUAACUUUACUUACAAUGGGAGAUCUAGUAUUACAGUCAGAAAUCGAUACAGAUCAGGGUGAUGGAAUAUGGAUACUACCUGAUGUUCAUUCAAAGGAUGAAAGCCAUAUUCCAUUUAGUCUUGGCCAUGUAGAGCACAGAAUUGCUCAUGAAUGUCAGGAGUUGUCUUUACCUGUAAAUAGUGCAUCUCUUGCAUCAUUAGAAGAAAACCAGAUUGUAUUGGAGGAACAGAAUAUUAAAGGAGAAGUCGGUUUAAUGGAGAAGUUAAGAGAAAACUCUCUGUCCACAAGGAAUACAACUUAUGAAGUGACCAAUAAUUUAACAAAGAGAAGUAGAUUUGAUGCUCAGGAAGUUCCUAGUCUGUUUGUAGCCCAAGAAGAAGAAAUCCACAGUGAAACCCAGGAAAAUGCAUUUAAAACAAACUUAGAUGAUAAAAUCCUUGGAUUAGAUACAGUAGGAGAUAACAAGGAACAGCACCAACUGACAUCUAUGCACAACAUUGAAGAAGCCAGUAGUUCACAAGCAUCAAACCUAACUGAAAGAAAUGAAGGUCAAAUAGAAGGACCUCAAGAGGUUCAGAUAUUUUCAGUCGAUCCAAUUAUUCUUCCCAGUACAUUUAGUUCAGCUCGGAACCUUGGUGAGAAUAUUGUGGAAGAGCCCCUGAACAAGAACUCAAGUGAAGAUAGUCUGCUUAAACUUCCUAUACCAAAGGGUAUACCAACUAGUAUUCCAGAUGUCCAAAAAGAAGAUGUAAUCAAUUCUCAAGACUUAGCAGUUGCUAAUGUAGAUGAAGCUGAUGAAGAUGAACACACAUUUAUUUUAACUCUGGUGGAAAUCCCAGCUGAUGCAGUAGAAUUCACAGACAGCACUACACAGUUAAUGCCAAAUACCUUACUGCCAGCACCUAUAUUGGUCAAAUCAGUGAAUGCAGAAGAAAGGGCUAACAUGAGAUUGAAUUUUCCAGUCACCUCAUUUAGUCAGGAUGCCUUAUGUUUAUCUAGUUAUGAAAAAGGUGAUUCUGAGCAACCUCCUGCUAAUGUGGAUGUUAUAUCUAGGAAGAGGAUUCACAGUGAGCUUGAUGAAAGAGAAAGUGACCCUGCUUCUCCUGCCAAAAAGCGUUCGCUCAUUUCAAGUGAUGCUUAUCAGACAUAUACCUCUGAGGUGUGUUCAAAGGAAUCAGUAAAUGCUAUUGAAAUGACAGGGGUGUCUAGCAAAGGGCAAGGUACCUUCCCUACCUCAGGAAGCACACUUGCAUCUCCAGAAUCUCAGAAAGAGCAAAGUGAAACAUCAGCUUUUCAGAGUAUAGAAACGAAAUCUCUUGAUGAUGAAGUAAUUGAUACACAUAGAGAAAAGAAUACAUUUCAGUUACUUCAGGAUAAGGAAGAAAGAACAUGCUCUGCUUCUAAGUCUGAACAAAUGGGUAGCAAAACAUCAUCUUCAAAAACUCCACUAACCAGACCUGGCAGAAGACCCUUGGGAUUUUUGUCUUUAAUAUGUUCAAAGAAUAGUUUGGAAUCUGAUGAGCCUACUCUAAUUCGAAGUAAGAAGCGCCUAAAACCUCAUAUACCUAUGGCAAGACAGAAUUUGAAAAGAUCUAAUCUGCUCAAUGAAAACCAGGAAAAAAACCAGGAGUCCUCUGAUCUUCCAUCUCCAAAUGUUGUUAGUACUCAAUCUGAGACUACUAGCCAUUCAACCACUCAGGUUUCUCGUGACCGUUCCUUACCAAAAGAAGAAUGUAAAAGUGGCCAAAAACAAGUAACUGGAGAGGAACUAAACACAAUCUCUGAAUAUUUCUUUAAUGAUAUAUUUAUUGAAGUCAAUGAACCAGAAUAAAAACCUUUUUUUUUUUAAGUCUGAAAUUCCAGAGUCAAAUAUAUCAACCACAGUAUUUAGAACAAAACAUCACUGCUUAUUUUUCAUUGGGUUGAUUUUGAGUAUUAAUGAGCUUGAUUUAAAGGAUUUUUAUAAUCUGGGAAACAUUACUUACAUUUGUUUGAUUGGUUGAUUUGAUUUUUGGAAACUCCAUACAAUGAAAACUGCUUUAGCAGACAGAAAUAGCAACUCUUGUUUACAUAUUGAUUCUUCUGAGCACACAUGGCAUUUUGAAAUGUUAUGGAUAAAUGUUAUGUCCCUGUAUUUAUCCAUAUAUAAAGCAUAGUGCUGAUAUAUUUGGAGGUGGAUUAUGUUUAACAUUUAAAUGGAACUUCAUUUAUGAAGUUUAAGAUUUUUCUGUUGAGUUUUGUUUUUUUUCUUUUUGGAUGAUGGCCUCUUUGGUUGUCUCAGCAUAUGAAAGUGAAUAGUGAAACUCUAGUAUGGUAAAUGUUUGAAACUUUUCUAUUAUCAACUAUUUGACUGACUGAAAAAAUUAUAUUUUUCUAAUUCAUGUUGCUGUAAUAUUAGUCCUAACUGAAGAACUUGUAUUUAAACUUAUUUAUAGAGAUGAAACAUCAAAAUGUUUAUUUAUUUUAAAGUUUUUUAUUUAAAAGGAUAUUUGGUAUUAUUUUUACCCUUCAGAUUGUGGGUAAAGAUGGUAUUAACAGAUUUGUUUGUGUUUUUUCAUUCUUUAAUUUUAAAGAUAUUUAAAGUGAUAUAAUGAAAAGUAUUUGGAUAUUGUAUAUGUUUUGAACACAUUUUUUUUUCCUCAUGGUAUACUGACUUUGUACUGUGAAUUUUUUUUUUUUAAAUAUCAUAGAUAAUCUCAGGAUUUGUAUGGGAACAAAAAGCCCUUCAUCUAUGAAGCAAAUUUCCAUACCAAAUUCAAUCUCCUUUAUACUCAGUUUCUCAAACCCAAUUUCUUAUUAUUUUCCCCAUUAUUAAACACUUAGGUGUUUAAGCAUAGGGCAUAAUUUUGAUGUUAGAAAGUAAGGUAAUAAAACUUAAGUCCAUGAUUGCCAUCAGUAUGAAUUUAGGGUUUGUAAUUAUGGUAUUUUGUGAUUUAUUUAUAUAAUUCUGUUAUCCACCUAAGCAAAUCUUGGUGAUUCAAUUUAAACUUUUCAAAAGAGUGGAUUUAUUUAUUCUUUUAUUUCGAAAGUAUCCUGGGAUAAUGAUACAUUAUCAUACAUCUGACUCAGGAGCCAGAAUUUUUUUUUAAGUUUGUGGUCUCUGUGGCAGCUACUCAUCUCUGCCAUUUGAGUGUGUAAAGUACCAUACACAGUACUUUUAAAAUGAUGAUGGACAUGGCUGAACUGGGCUAUUAAUUUGGUCCCUACAUUAGUAAUUUUCUUACCUUAAGGUGCUGACAUCUUUAUCUAUGAGGUUGAAAUUAGGGAUUGUGCCUAACAAAAUUGUGUAGGUUACAUUAUGAAGUGAUCAGUGUUUCAAUUGGGGAGAUAUGUUAUAAUCUAGAUAAUUGUGAUUGUGUAUUGAAAAAAAUGGUGACCACUUUCAAAUUCAUUAGUAAAAUAGGAUAUGGUUCAAUAAGCGUUAACUGUGGUCCUAAUGUGUUAAAGCUAUUGAAAAGAACAUUUAUUCUUUGCCUUUGAGUGAAAUUUUAACUUAAAACUCAUAAAGGAGAAUUUAUCAAUGCGAGUGGAAGUUCUCUAUAGGUAUACAUUUAUUUAUUUCCUGGUUAAUUGUCAUGAAAAUCAUGGUAGCAAAUCACACAGCUAUUUUAAUACUUUUUUUAAAAAAAACUUAAAAUGUCAUAUCCUGAAAAAGUUCUUUUUAAUAUUAAUUUUGGUAGCACACUGCCAUAAUUAAACUGUUAUUUUAUCAUCUCUUGGGCAAUAUUUCUCUCUCUCUGUAUAUAUAUAUGUAUAUAUAUAUAGGCUAAGAUAUAUAUAUAUAUAUAUAUAUAUAUAUACAUAUAUAUAUAUUUUUUAAGUUUUGUUAACGUCUGUCUUAUGUUCAUCAUCUUAUGUAAAUUAAUUUUAUGGAAGAUAGAACUUCUCACUGUGUAAAAAAUUAUUAUCUUUGGGUAUUCAUUGUAUUAGAGAAUCAAGCCAGUCAGUAAAAUAAUCCUAUUGUUCUAUCCGUAAAGCUAAUCUUGGUAAAAGAGAAACUUAAUCAGUGUAUCUACCUUACAACAUUGGAAGACUUAUUCUUUUAAAGAACUUAAAUAAGAUGUGAAGAAUUUGUAUUUUAUGAAUGUUAAAGGAGAUAUGAUUAAAGUUUAUUUUUUUCUUGACUUUCCUUCUGGAUACUUACAUCAUAGCAAGUAAUCCACAUGAGGGUUUAAAAGCUUAAUUGUUGGGAAAUGAUUGAGGCACAGAUUAAAAUAUGAAUAUCUACUGUUUACACCCAUGUUAUUUGAAAUACAAGUGACUAUAUAUUACUUUGCUUGAAGAUGUCUUUGACAAAAAGCAGUCUGUUAUUUGUAAAAUUUCUUGUUCUAAAGAAAGCAGUUAUGAUCUACAGAUAUAAAUUAUGUAAAUAAAAUUAUUUUAUACUACUACUGUUGUGUUCUUUUGAUACAACUAAAUAUAUUAAUGUCUAGUUAACCAAAGCCAUUCAAUUUUUCAAUUAGUUUGAAUUUAACUUUCUUCCUUCCCUAUACAUAGGAAGGAUUAACCUUUUUUCUUAUGUACAUACUGUAAAGAAUUUCUUAUUUUGCAACAAUAAAGAAUCGCCUUUUCCCCAUA